Molecule: messenger RNA, 974 nt
Organism: Paramecium octaurelia
Lineage: Eukaryota; Ciliophora; Oligohymenophorea; Peniculida; Parameciidae
Source: the annotation of a GenBank genome assembly
AUGUAAAAUUCAGACAACUCCGACGAAUACUACAGCGAUGAUCAGCAAGACUCUCCCAGAUUUCUGUACAGCUUUAAGGAGAUAAGUCUUUAGAAUAAAACCUUGUUGGCUGAAAUUAGAAUUAUAUGCAAAAACCUGAUCUAUGUGAUAGGCUUGGCACCCGGCAUUGCAAAGGAGGAAGUAUCAAGCAUUUCAUUAAGUCAAAAGCUACUGAAGAAACCAGAGUAUUUUGGGCAGUAUGGUUAAAUCCAAAAAUUAAUAGUAAUUUAGAGCAACACUUUUAAUCCACCUUCACAUGCUGCCUACAUUACAUACAGAAAUGAACAGGAAGCAUCGAUGGCAAUUUUAGUAAACAUCAUAUUUAAAAUUUACGGCAUGCGAAAGAUUCCCACUGCAUGACAGAUAUGUGAAGGCAUCUUUUGGUACAACCAAAUAUUGCACCAACUUCCUUAAAGGAUAGUAAUGUAAGAUAAAGGACUGUGUUUAUUUGCACCAACAUCCAAAGGAUAAGGAGUCGACUCAAGUCAUUAAAAAAGUAUGCCUCUAUUCUAUGCCAGGAAGAGAUGAACAAUUCUAAAUGGCUCUUUUCUUACUCCCAAAAAAUAGCGUAAGACAAUUUCAAAAAAUUCUAUACCAAAAUCAACUACAAAAAUGCUCUCUAAAAAUCUGUCUUCCUCAACACUCAAAACAUUCUUGAUCGAAUGAUUCAAGAUAAUAUUGUAGAUCGCAUCCCAGAGCAGCCCCAACCUCCACUACAACAACAGAUGAUUGAGGACACACUACCUAUCGAAAUCCCUGUAUCCUAAAAGCCUAUCGAUAUCGAGAAGCGCUUGGAAGUAAUCAUACAAAACAGUAUUAUUCAUCUCUUAAUACAAGUGGAUGGGGAUAGCAAUUCGAGAUUCAAGUUCACAAAUGGCAACUGUCCACAAGACUACGAAGCAAUCUAGUAAUUGAAGCAAUCCCUUCUGAAAUGA